GCGGGCUGAAGGAGGAGGAGGAGAAGAAGGGGAGCGAAAGUGAGUGAAGAAAGUUCUCAGUGAGGGUGAGGUAGGAAGGACCAUCUAAGUUGAAGAGAUUUUCUCCCCCCACCUCCCCCACUCCGCUUCUCUCCCUUUUUCUUCUGACCAACCGUAAAGAAAAGCAUCGCUGAGGAGGAACCGCAGCUGCUGCACAAACAUCUUCCAUCAUCACUUUUACCUGCACAUGCGCGCUCCCGAUAGCCGGCAGUUGGAGUGCGCGACACGGACGCGAGGAGCCCAGACUGUUCCACCGUGAGCGGCUGCCCCGGCCGACGCUCCUCUGACCCCGGCAGGUGUCCGCUUUACCGACCGGAUGGAUCCGUGGACGACGUGGCUGCUGUUGGUGUUUGUGACGGUGUCCCACACCACAUGGGCAGCCAACACAGUGGAUGUCCUGAAGGUCCUGGAGCUGUCAGAGGACAUGGAGGGCGUGUCCCUGGAGGCGGGUCUGUGCACCAGCAGGAAGGACAGGGAGGAGACGGAUCUUUCCUUUAAGAUUGACAAGAAGAUUCAGCUGAGCGCUCCAACCAAACAGCUGUUCCCUGAUUCACCAUUUCCUGCAAACUUCUCAGUGAUGACCACUGUCCGAGCCUCCAAAGGCUCCCAGGUCUUUCUUCUAUCCAUCUACGACCCCCAGGGCACGCAGCAGCUGGGCCUGGAGAUCGGCCGCUCUCCCGUCUUCCUGUACGAGGACCACCAGGGUCAACCCACUCCUGAACUUUACCCAACCUUUCGAAAGGUCAACCUGGCUGAUGGCAAGUGGCACCGCGUGGCCUACAGCGUGGAGGGCCAAUCAGUGACUCUCCAUCUGGACUGUGUAGAAGUGGAGACACUGGAGCUGCUCAGAGCCCACCAGCCCCACGUCAGCACCGAGGGGGUGUCCGUGUUCGGAACCCGCCUCUUGGACGAAUACGUGUUUGAGGGAGACAUCCAGCAGCUGCUGAUCACAGACGAUCCCACAUCAGCACAGACCUACUGUCAGGACUACAUCCCAGACUGUGAAGCCCCUCUGCCCUACGACAGCAUCCUGACUGAGGCUGAGGAGGUGGAGAGGCCGCCAAGGAAACAUGUGGUCGAGGAGUUUGAGGAGUUUGACUACAGCGACCUCUACGAUGACCUCUCCACCUCCACGGUGACCGUCGGCCCCAACGUCACAGAGUACGAGAUCGUGGAGUACGAGGAUUACGACAACGGCACAGAUUUGUACCACGUCGACCGGUACGAGUACGAGGAAGAGUACGACGAGCGGUACGGACCGGCUCAGAAAGAGCGAGAGUAUUCUCUGAGCGCACAGGACAUCCCUGAGAAAGGAGAGAAAGGAGAACCAGGAUAUCUGGGCCUGGGAACCCAGAUCACAGGACCAUCUGGACCUGCGGGACCGGAGGGAGAAGCAGGACCUCCAGGAAUCACAGGCCCAGUGGGACCUCGAGGAGACCCCGGGGAGCUGGGUCCCCCGGGGCGACCAGGACUCAGUGGGGCUGAUGGGAUACCAGGUCCUCCAGGCAACGUCAUGAUCCUCCCGUUUCAGUCAGGCGGGGGUCCAAAGGCCGGCACUCUGGUGUCUGCUCAGGAGGCUCAGGCCCAGGCCAUCCUGCAGCAGACCAAGCUGGCUAUGAAGGGACCACCAGGACCACUAGGCCUCCGAGGGAGACCCGGACCGUUGGGAGAACCUGGGACGUCUGGACUGAAGGGCAGCAGCGGUGACAUGGGCCCCCCGGGUCCACCUGGACUGCCUGGUAUCCCUGGUCAGAACGGCCGACCUGGGAAAUGGGGUCGAGCAGGUGCAGACGGGACCCGCGGUGCAAUAGGAGAAUCUGGAGCCAAGGGAGACCGGGGCUUCGACGGUUUGCCUGGCCUUCCUGGAGAUAAAGGACAUAUUGGAGAGAGAGGGAAACCCGGCCCUCUAGGUCCUCCUGGAGAACCAGGUGAAAAGGGCUCCGAGGGGCCGGCGGGGCCCAGAGGAAACCCAGGUGACGCUGGCUCCAGAGGUCUGACUGGGCCCAGAGGUCGUCCUGGACCCCCAGGCCAGGCCGGACUUCGAGGCAUUGAUGGUGUCCAAGGCUCCAAGGGGAACACAGGACAACCGGGAGAGAUCGGAGCGCCGGGACAACAAGGCAACCCUGGCAUCGUGGGCUUCCCUGGUCCUCAAGGGUUGGUGGGGCUGCCAGGUGAUAAGGGUCCUCAAGGGAAAAAAGGGAUGCAGGGAUUACCUGGAAACGACGGGCCCCCAGGUCAUCCUGGGAGGGAGGGAACACCAGGUGAAAAAGGACUGCCAGGCCCUUCAGGAGUGCAGGGGCCCGUUGGAUAUCCUGGCCAACGAGGGGUUAAGGGAGCUGAUGGUAUCAGAGGACUGAAGGGAAGCAAAGGAGAGAAGGGUGAGGAUGGUUUCCCAGGAGCCAAGGGAGAAAUGGGAGGAAAGGGAGACACUGGAGACAAUGGGAUGACAGGAGCCAGAGGAGAAGACGGACCAGAGGGGCCCAAGGGCCAAAUGGGUCCCCUGGGUGAACUUGGCCCAGCUGGUACCUCUGGAGAGAAGGGCAAACUCGGUGUUCCUGGACUUCCAGGAUAUCCAGGACGACAAGGUCCAAAGGGAUCUGACGGCUUCCCUGGAGUACUGGGAGCCCCAGGAGAGAAAGGGAAAAAAGGUCCGGCGGGACAGGGAGGCAGCGUUGGACAAAGGGGUCCAAAUGGUGCACGAGGAGCCAGGGGGGCCAGGGGGCCCACGGGGAAAUCAGGAGAAAAGGGGGCCUCUGGAAACGACGGACCCCCGGGGUCUCCAGGAGACAGGGGACCUCAAGGCCCUCAAGGACGGAAUGGUGAGCCAGGACCAAAGGGGGCAGUGGGUCCAGCAGGUAAAGAUGGACUUCCAGGUCACCCAGGUCAACGAGGAGAACCAGGAUUCCAAGGGAAGACCGGUCCUCCUGGACCAGGUGGUGUGGUAGGACCUCAGGGUAAAUCUGGAGAACCAGGUCCAGUAGGAGACCGAGGUCAUCCGGGGGCACCAGGAGUUCCUGGAGAACACGGUUUACCUGGAGCUGCUGGAAAGGAGGGUGGAAAGGGGGACCCAGGUUCACAUGGGGCAUCUGGAAAGAACGGCCCCACGGGUCUGAAGGGGUUCAGGGGGAGUCGAGGAGCACCUGGAAUAAUGGGUCCUCCAGGUCUGAAGGGAGGAGCUGGACCUCAAGGAUCCCCCGGUGGAAUAGGGGCGACAGGGGAGAGGGGUCCUCCAGGGGCAGCCGGGGCCAUCGGUCAGCCUGGCCGGGCCGGAGCGGUUGGAGGAGGUGGACCAAUGGGAGAAAAGGGGGAGCCUGGAACUGCUGGACCUAUUGGACCAGCGGGUCAGGAUGGAGAGCAGGGACCAGGUGGGAUGCCUGGAGCUACAGGUCCUGCUGGACAUCCAGGGGACGAUGGAGACAAGGGAGAGCAGGGAGGUCCAGGACAGAAGGGAAGCAAAGGAGACAAAGGAGAAGCAGGCCCCCCAGGUCCCACUGGCCCCCAGGGGCCCAUUGGUCAACCAGGUGUUCCAGGAGUGGAUGGACAGUCCGGUCCUCGGGGUCAGCAGGGCAUGUAUGGUCCAAAAGGAGACGAGGGUCUGCGUGGCUUUAAAGGAGCAACAGGACCAAUAGGAUUACAGGGUAUGCCGGGUCUUCCAGGAGAAAAGGGUGAGAGUGGACACGUGGGACUGAUGGGUCCACCUGGACAACAAGGACCCAACGGAGCCCAGGGACCAAUCGGAGGACAGGGUCCCAGUGGUCGGGCAGGGAUGAUCGGUCAGCCGGGGGUCGUUGGAGAGAAGGGGGAGGACGGUGAGGCAGGCGACCCUGGAUCAGUCGGGGUCUCAGGAAGGACGGGUGAAAAAGGAGACCAGGGGGAGAAGGGGGACACGGGCGCCCCGGGGGCCGCAGGUCCACCAGGAUCUCGAGGUCUUCCUGGACAGGAUGGAUCCAAGGGCAACUCUGGUCCUAUUGGUCUGACUGGGGACAUUGGACAACAGGGAGAGGCUGGACCUAACGGUGUGGACGGUCUGCCGGGGUCUAAAGGAGACACUGGAGAUCCUGGGACACCUGGUCCACCAGGAGCAGCAGGAGAACCCGGACCUGCUGGACCUCCUGGACGAAGGGGCCACUUGGGAAAACCGGGAAAGGAGGGGAAGGCGGGCGUGAAGGGGGUGAAGGGAGCUCCUGGUCUGGAGGGGCCCGUAGGAAAAACAGGACCAGUAGGAGCACAGGGACACCCGGGAAGACCUGGGCUCCAGGGUCUGAGAGGGAUCCCCGGACCUGCAGGGGAGCAGGGCUUGAACGGACCCCUAGGACAGACCGGUCCACCAGGUCCAAUGGGUCCACCAGGACUGCUUGGACUGAAAGGAGACCAUGGGAAGAAGGGAGACAAGGGUCACGGAGGACUCAUCGGCCUCAUCGGACCACCAGGAGAUAUUGGAGAGAAGGGGGACAGAGGACUUCCAGGAAUCCAAGGACUGCCUGGUCCAAAGGGAGACGAGGGUCCAGUUGGCUCAGCAGGUCCCUCUGGACCCCCCGGCCCCACCGGCCUGUCUGGGAUUGUGGGUACGAAAGGCUCCAAAGGAAACCAGGGACCCAUUGGCCCCCGAGGAGACACCGGACCAGCAGGGCCUCCAGGACCUCCAGGGCUGCCAGCCUCUGGGAUGUACCCUCUGCCCGAGCGGGGGAGGAGAAGGAGAACCCACGUCUCUGAGGACGGUGCUGCCCCGGAGCAGGAGGAGGAGGAGGAGCAGGAGGAGGAUGUAGUGGACGGAGGAGAGGUGGAGUGGCUGCAGGGCGACCAGGCGGAGACGGACAACUGGGUGAAGAAGGAGGGCCAAGACAUGGAGGAGGUGUUUGCGUCUCUGUCCUCCAUGAAAGUAGACGUGGAGGGACUCAGAAACCCCCUGGGGACGUACCACAGCCCGGCUCGCACCUGCAAGGAGCUGUGGCUCCUCAACCCCAGACUCCCCAACGGUGAAUACUGGAUCGACCCUAACCAGGGCUGUCACCGAGACUCCUUCAAAGUGUUCUGUAACUUCACAGCUGAGGGAGAGACGUGUCUCUCUCCUGACAGGAAGUUCCAGUCGGUGAAGUUGGCUGGAUGGAAGGGAGAGAAACCAGGCACCUGGUACAGUACGUUCAGGAAAGGGAAACAGUUUUCUUACUCUGGAUCAGAUGGCGUCCCCGUCCACAUCGUCCAGCUGACCUUCCUGAAGCUGCUGAGCGCCACGGCCAAGCAGACCUUCACCUACCACUGUCUGAACUCCGCCGCGUGGCUGCACACCGCCACCUACGGCCACGAACACGCACUGCGCUUCAUGGGAGGAGACGGGGAGGAGUUGACCCACGAGAACACGCAUUACAUCAGCGCACUGUACGACGGCUGUCAGACACGCUCAGGACAGGAGAGGACAGUGUUGGAAUUUGACGCACCACAGUCUGGAACGCUCCCCAUCGUCGAUGUGGCUGUGUCCGAUUUUGGAAACGGGAGCCAGAAGUUUGGUUUCCAAGUUGGCCCCGUCUGCUACAACGGUUAACUGAGCCUGGAGUUUAAUUUAAUACUGAGGACACGGACACGUUCAACAUGCAGGGAGUAAAAACUACUUACAAGACAGACUGUCCGCCACGACAUGUAUUUAUACGUCAGUGUUGUCCAAUCAGACAAGAGUCAAAGUCACACUCAUUUAUUCAUCACUGACCUUCAUCACUGACCUUCAUCACUGACCUUCAUCAUUUCCAUGUGCUGUGUUUUCUCAGUGAACACAAA
Messenger RNA from Cynoglossus semilaevis (tongue sole), 5808 nucleotides. Its product is annotated as collagen alpha-1(XI) chain-like. The record is from RefSeq and is a predicted model, not a curated record. Gene Ontology annotation, molecular function: extracellular matrix structural constituent conferring tensile strength. NCBI's taxonomy places the organism in Eukaryota, Metazoa, Chordata, Actinopteri, Pleuronectiformes, Cynoglossidae. Bases 356 to 5578 code for a protein of 1740 amino acids. Gene Ontology annotation, biological process: extracellular matrix organization. The transcript has 66 exons.